Molecule: messenger RNA, 1628 nt
Organism: Polyodon spathula (Mississippi paddlefish)
Lineage: Eukaryota; Metazoa; Chordata; Actinopteri; Acipenseriformes; Polyodontidae
Product: integral membrane protein 2C-like
Exons: 6
Coding region: 135-938 (267 amino acids)
Biological process (GO): negative regulation of amyloid precursor protein biosynthetic process
Cellular component (GO): extracellular exosome; plasma membrane; Golgi apparatus
Molecular function (GO): amyloid-beta binding
Source: RefSeq, a predicted model, not a curated record
UUCAGAGCCAGGAAGCAAUACUCGAGGGAGAGCGGAACAGCGAAAAGAGGGGAGUGUUAGUGAAGGCUCAGUCUGUAUUUACCGCACCGAAACAAAAACAAAUUGCUGGAACGUCUAAUCAUUCAAACACAGAAAUGGGGAAGAUCACUUUUCAGCCGUCUGGUGUUGUACAGAAAUCUGAGAAGGAUGAAAAAGAUGCAGAUAAAACCGAGAUACUGGUACCACUUCAACAACAGCACGAGGAGCUGUCUGUCCCGGUGCGCAGCCGGAAGGCUGCUGUCGGUGGGCUCUGCUGCAUGACUUUUGGCUCUGUUGUGUUAAUGUCAGGUCUAGUGUUGGCAUCCAUAUAUUUCUACAGAUACUAUUACAUCAAUCAGCAGCUUCCCCGGCAGAACUUGUUCCAAUGCAGGGUUCUGUACGAAGGCACUGUUUACGCCCCUGUCAGGGGACGGCAAGAACUAGAGGAGAGCGUGGAGAUCAACCUGGAGGACAAUUACGAGAAGAUUAACGUCCCGGUGCCUCAUUUUGGAGGAAGUGACGCGGCAGACAUUAUCCACGACUUCCACAGGGGUUUGACAGCUUAUUAUGACAUUACAUUGGAUAAGUGCUACGUCAUAGAACUCAAUACCUCCAUAGUGAUGCCACCACGGAACCUCCGGGACCUGCUGGCUAACGUCAGGAGGGGAACCUACCUCCCUCAGACCUACAUCAUCCAGGAGGAGAUGGUCGUGGUGGGACAGGUCUACAGUGUGCAACAGCUGGGGGUGUUCAUUGACCGAUUGUGCGGCAGGAAGGAGACCUACAGGCUGAAGCACAGGAGCAGCAGACGACGCAUUGAGAAGCGUGGUGCACCUAACUGCCACAGCAUCCGGCACCUUGAGAACACCUUUGUGGUGGAAACUCUCAUCUGUGAUCAGGCCAAAGGACCUUCGCAAUGAGCAUUACCCUGCUUGACGCCACCUCGGCACACUGUAGCCUUCUCUUCUUACAUGUAAAGCUGAACGUUCAAUUUUUAAGUGUCAAACAGUCUGUUCCCAGUUAUGACGCUGUAUUGUACAGCUCCAGUUUAUCUUUGGUAGGUAGUGAACAUGGAUGCCUUUCCCUCUACUCUUAAACUUGCAGUCUAUUACAAGGCUUGUAUUUAUACAGUGUGUGAAAGUAAACCCCAGGAAACGUCACAGGACUUUUUAAAGCUGCCCUUUGGUUAACGCAACAAGUAGCAAAGUGUCAUUCAGCGACAUGAGGUUAAUAUAAUAACAAGCUAAGUGAAAAAAAAGUGUACAGAUUACAAAUGAGGGAAAAGCAUUGUUUCCUGAUCAAUUAACAUAUUUUCUUGCAUAACAAUUUGAUCCAUUCCUGGUUUUACUAGGCCUUUAAUCAGACACAUCUGAGCUUGUUACCUGUACACUGUGGCUAACACGCUUGUAGUUAAAUUGCUCUGCAAUAGGAGUCUUAUCUCCAUCCCUGAAGCUGAUGACUGAAUCAGUGUAAAAGAGAAGCAUUCAGACAAUCUGCUGCAGAUGGUUAAGUUGCCCUGUAAAUAUGUACCUGUGAUUUACAAAAAAAAACAUUAAUAACACUGUAACAAUUUUUUUUUUUUUUUUUUUUUUUUUUGUUCCUGGGUAGUA